UUCUUUAGCUCCAUGGUAACGGCGCAAAGCGUUUUUCGAGUUUUGUAUCCUAGCUAUUUUCUUACGUUUCCAAUGCGAUAUUUGUAUAAAUAUAGUUUGAAGUUACAUCAAAAACUUUAGCAAUGAUGAGCCGCACACCCGAUGCAAGAGCGAGAGACACCCAGACCAAGCAGAUCCAGGAGAGCAUCACUAGUGUGGAGAAACACUUCGGAAAUCUGUGCCAACUGUUUGCUGCUUAUGUCCGUAAAACUGCACGACUACGUGACAAAGCUGAUCUACUGGUCAAAGAAGUCAGUUUGUAUGCUGACACAGAGACACCCAACCUAAAAUGUGGAUUGAAGGAUUUUGCAGAUGAUCUGGCCAAGAUUCAGGACUAUCGCCAUGCAGAGGUGGAGAGGCUGGAGGUAAAAGUUGUAGAGCCUUUGAAAGCGUAUGGAAAUAUUGUCAAAACAAAACGGGAAGACCUUAAGUUGACGCAGACUGCGAGGAACAGAGAAGCCAAGCAAAUGCAGCAGCUCGAAAAGAUGAGACAGAAAAACCCAUCUGAUAGACAAAUCAUUUCACAGGCCGAGAGUGAACUCCAAAGAGCCACGAUGGAUGCCACGCGCACGACCCGACAGCUGGAGGAGACAAUAGAUGACUUUGAAAAGCAGAAAAUUCAAGACAUCAAGAAAAUUUUGAGUGAAUUCGUGACUGUUGAGAUGGCCUUUCAUGCCAAGGCUUUGGAAACGUACACAACGGCUUACCAGCACAUUAAGAAUAUUGAUGAGGAAGGAGACCUUGAGGUGUUUAGGAAUUCACUGCACCCCCCUGAUUACCAGUCACGGUUAGAAAUAGUUCGUGCCAAUUCAAAAUUGUCUUUGAAUCAAACUGCUACGUCAAUGAGUAAAUCUGGUACAUUACAGUCCAGAACGUCUAGCAGGCACAGGAAACAGGAUGAGGAAGAAGAUGAUGAUGAGGAGGAGGAGGAGGAUGAUGUAGAGGAAGUGACAGAUGAUGAGCAUUAAGAUGAAUUUUCAUUGCCAUUCUGUGAUCAUACAUGUGUGCGUUUUUAGACAAUGACAUUUGUGUACUGUUUUGAAUCAGAGAUGACAAGAUAACACUUCUUUGUAUGUAAAUGUUAGCUUGGUUAAUUUAGGGUGGGUGCAUGGUGAUAUGUUUGCUUUGUUGUAAAUCACACAUUAUGAAAUCAUGCUGGACUGCGGAAUUUUGUUUUGAACAGUUUUAGAUUUGCGACAUAUGUGUUGCAAGUGCCAAGCAAGGUCAGUGAUCAAUAAGGUGGUUUGGUCAAAACAUGCCUUAGAAAAUUCAGGUUUUAUUAAGCAUUGUUUUAUUCAUGACUCAAAGUGUUUAGCGUCUGCAUUUGUUUUCUGUUUGCAGUGUAGAUACCAAAAGAGUCACUGAGAGGCAUUUUAUUUGCAAAAACAAUAAGAAAUCCCUGGAACUUGACCCACCCUACUACGGCCUCAUUGUCUCUCAUAGCUUUUAUGUCAGUCAUGAAUGAGUCAGAAACACUAACCAGUAUUGCUGGUGUAAUUAUGACUAGCUCUGACAGGAGCAGAAGUGUAGAAGAUAGAUCAAUAACAUUACAAGCUAUUAUGUUUACGUGUUGCGGUUUGAUGUCUGGUGGCCUGUUGUCAAUGUAAUGAAACCGCAUACUUCGAAAAUUGGUUAUUUUACAUAAAGUUGCGCCGCCAUAUGGGAGCGGACAGACUACGUAAAAUAUGGUGUGUCCCAAUUUGUCUUACGCUAUGCUUUAAAAGUAGUGGUUCUUCUCAAACUGGGGGCUUUGAGAUGGUGCCGGGGGGCCUCAGUUUACUGACAUUUUAGAAAAAAAACAUGAAUUUAUUAUAAAUUCUGUGUAAUUAAACCUCAGAAAAAUAAGACUACCAACCAACAGCACUACAUUGUAUAAUUUAAAAUGUUUUGUUUAAUUCAAAUUUUAAUGUUUUUUUAAUGUGUUAUGUCAAAAAAUUUAUUUGGGGGGCCACGAAAGGAAGGACCAUACACAGGGAGUCCGCACACUGAAAUGUUUUGAGAACCACUGCUUUAAAAGUAUAUACAUAAAAAAAUGCUAGGUUAUUUUCAACGCAGUGUUGGGCCAAAAACGGACAAACCCAGCAGUUGGGUUAAAUUAACCCAAAAAUAUGUUUAUAUUUAACCCAACAAUGGGUUAAAAUAACCCAGCAUAGGUUAAAUUACAACCCAACAUGUUGGGUUUGUCCCUUUUGACCCAACGCUGAGUUGAAAACAAGGCUUUAAACCAGUUCACGGAACAAAAAGAAAACCAGAUACUUUUGAUGUUUUGCACGGAACAGAAACGGAACUAGAAACUUUAAAAAAAUAUAUGUUCCGGAACAGAAUCGUUUAUUUAAAAUAAUGGUAACUGGUUAAUACCGUUAUUUUGUCUGUGUGCGCGUGUCUAAGUGCAUUCAAAAGUGCACACGGAGAGACAUGUUUCAAAAAGCAAGCGGACAAUCUUUCUGUUCUUGACAGGACACAUACAAACAAAAUGAUCUUGAAAUACCCACAGUAUUCUUUUUCUAAUAAAAACAUUUGUUUAUGUCUUAAGUAUAUGUAUACUGCCCUACAAAGGCAAAAGGCAGUAACUUCGUUUUUGGUCAAAAAUUACUUAUUGAUAUUUUUGAGACAUUCAAGACCUUUAUUAUUUGCAUUAGUAUCUUGAGUCAAUUUUAUGCUUUUUCGAGAAAAUAAAAAUAAAGAAGAAAUUAACUGACAACUGAAACUCACUAUAAGUCUAAACUUUAAAGUCAUUUUUCUCAGUUUCACACUCUAGCGAGUUAAGGUCUUUUGCCUUUGUAGGGCAGUAUAGAUUAGAGGCAGAAACCAGGUCAGUGCUUAUCUUAAAGAGACGGUAACCUCAAUUAACAUAAGCUACUACUGUAUGCAUUGCAGACUAAUAAUUUAAGUUUAAUGUCCUAAUGAUCAGCAUACUUAUUUGUAUGUCGCUGAUAUGCACGUUAUUAACUGGUUUGGGAACUAAAUUUUUUUGUUCUAACCGGUUCAAAAACAUAAAUUUUAGGGUGGAAUCGAAAACCGGAAACGUUAAAAUGAUGUUUUUGUUCGGAAUGAACCAAUUGGGAAAUAAAUCUGGUUCAAAGCCCUGGUUUAAAAUAACCCAGCAUCUUUUUCGAGUGUUCACAACAUUUUUAGUGUACUGUUUUUGCUACAGAAAAGAAUAUGCAUUUCAUUGUGUAGCCAAAUAAUAUGGACUUGGACAUGCUAACAUGUACAGGAAAUGACCGUUGUUGCCUAGACAUACAGUUGUGGAAAAAAUAUUGGCAACCUUGGUAAAGAAAGCUGUGGAAAUAAAUGUACAAUGUUUCUCUUAUAGAGCUUUAAUUAAAAAAAAUUCAAUGUUUCAUUGAUAAAAAAAUAUUUGUGGGGGAAAUCACAUCAUAUAUAUUUUUUCUAAAAUAGUCAUUGGCCACAAUUAAGCUUAAUUUUAAGCUUUCCGACCCCAAAGUUCAGUCGUCUUCUUGCUGAGCAUUAGGACGAUAUUUGCAACACCUCCAGUCUUCAUUAUUGCCCUGAUUGUGGAAUUUUUUAUGGUUUUAACUAUUUCCUUAAAGCCACUUUCUACCUUGUGUUGACAUCAGAUUUAUAGUCUUUGGGUUUACCCAUUGUGAUAAAUGAUAGGGGGAUUUGGGCUUUGUGUUACUUAAUAUUUAUUCCCCUGUGGAACAGGAAGUCAUGACUCAUGACUGGACAACAUCGUGUUUCUAGUCACCUUGUCCUUAGACAAUUUUAAUAUCAGCGUGAAUAUACUAUAUAUUUAUGAGAUUUUUUUUCAUAACAAUUACUAGGGGUGCCAAUAAUUGUGUCCAGUGUUAGAAAAAAAACAUUUAUUUAAUAAUGCAAUGUCCCCUCCCCAAUUUCAAUAGUUUUACUUUAAUAAAACAUUGUAUUUUUUAUUAUUAAAAGCUCAAAAGGAGAAACAUUAUGUUCACAGCUUUCUUUGCUCAUAUUUACCAAGGCUGCCAAUAUUUUUGUCCACAACUGCCCAUUGUGAUCUUUAGCAAUAAAGACUGAAUUUAAUACAUUAAAUCAUAGAAUUGUCACUUAUUUAUUAAUUCAGUGUAGCAUUAACUACUCUCUUACUCUCUUUUGCACUGAAUUGUGGGUAAUAUGCAUGCAUCUUCCCUUCAGAUAUUUUAAUUGGAAAUAGUCAAUACUUUUAAGUGUAUAUACUGUAUAUUUCAAAGUACUAUAAUUCCACACAUGCUAAUUUCCAAAACUAUCUAGGUAUUUUUGAAUUGUAAAAUUGUAGUUCUUUUUUUAAUAGAAAAUGUCUGCAAAGGCAUCAACUUAAAUUUUACAUGUUGCGUCCAUGUUGAUGUGUGUAAGAGAUGGCCAUAAUCAGACAGCACACCAAAUACAAAAAGUGCACCUUUAAUUAAUAGGAUGCCACCUGAAAUGAAAACAAGAUAAGGUUUUCAUGAACCUUCAUUGUGUAUGAAUGAGGUCAUAAAUUAAUCAUAGUGAAUAAAAUGACUAUUGGCCGAUA
Molecule: messenger RNA, 4528 nt
Organism: Paramisgurnus dabryanus
Lineage: Eukaryota; Metazoa; Chordata; Actinopteri; Cypriniformes; Cobitidae
Gene: cibar1
Product: CBY1 interacting BAR domain containing 1
Biological process (GO): cilium assembly
Cellular component (GO): ciliary transition zone; ciliary basal body
Source: RefSeq, a predicted model, not a curated record